GAUGGCGUAGCUAUCCGUUUCGCAGCAUGCCGUGAGAAGGUAGGGAGGAGAUGCAAAAUGUUUUGCAGCGCUAACAUAGAAGCCGGGCUGGUCCGGGCUGCCCCUCUGGCAAGUUGACCCCAGUGGUUAUCGCAUUUCAGCAGAUACGUCAUAUCACUGCAACCGGUUUGCCGUCAGCCGCAUGGCGCUUUCCUUCGAUGAAGGGGUUAUUCGUGGCAUCCCUUAACACAGGGAUAAGACCUUGUCUGAGUGUCAUAUGGCUAUUCCGACUUGAAUUCCGAAUUUCUCCACUCAUACGUCCGCUAGCAGAAUUCUGAUCAUCCAGGCCAUACCAGCAUGUACCCAUCAAUUUCGGCAACCCAGUGGGGUUCUCCCACUGCUCCCAGGAAAGCUCUGCUUAUUCAUAGGUUGACUUCGUGCUCGAGUGCAUGGGAGGGCGUCGCUCAGCUAUUAGUAGCAGAAGGCUUUCACAGGGUUCUUUGUCGUGGCUCCGAAUCUCCUUGGCAUGCAUGGAGACGGGGCACCGACUACCGCAUAUCCACCCUUGCAGAGGACCUCCGACCAUACUUCAUCAACGACACGUCCUACGAUGUGGUUAUAGGUCGUUCUCUUGGAGGCACAGUGGCCCUUUCGCUCUUGCCAUUCUUGCCCAAAACGAAAGAAGUCACUGUCAUACUCCUUGAUCCCCCCCUCGAAAGGGAGGGGACAGCAGAAAUGGAUAAAAGUUGGUUUCUGGAAGCAAUUGCAAAUGUCAAAACCGCCGAGGAGCUGGUUGGUGAGUUUGGUUGGUCACGACGUGACUGCGUGUUAGCCGCACUAGGAGUUUCGAUGUGCGACCGCACCACUAUCGACGGAAUCUUCUCUCAUAACAGGCCGUGGUCUUUCAGUGGCCUCUUCAAAAACAUCCCCCCUCAUGUGAAAGUCACCGUGCUGGUAUCAGAUCCGAAGGCUGGCGCUGUUUGUCAUGUGGAGCACGUCCCUCGUGACAUUGAGAGACUGAAUGUCAGAGUUCUUCCGGGCAUUGGCCACUGCAUUCACUACGAGUGUCCAGAAGCUAUCAUGGACGCAAUCUAACUACCGAGAGCGAAGCUUUGAGCCGUGCGAAGGAGAGGCAGUGUUUCAUGGUCUAGUUUGUGUCUACGAUUUUCUGUUGGAACUUAGCCUCUGUUCGUACAUGGGGUGUCGCAAGGCAUACAGUAGUCCAACUAUGUCAAGAUAUCAGCCUCAAGUUUGAAAGAAAAGUACCAUGGUCCCUUGCCACUGCUGCAGCUCAACUUCA
Molecule: messenger RNA, 1279 nt
Organism: Suillus subalutaceus
Lineage: Eukaryota; Fungi; Basidiomycota; Agaricomycetes; Boletales; Suillaceae
Product: Alpha/Beta hydrolase protein
Exons: 5
Coding region: 337-1074 (245 amino acids)
Source: RefSeq, a predicted model, not a curated record